AUGAAGCCUUCAAUAUCUUCAUUUGACUCAGCAGAGAUAAAAAGUUUUCCUAUUUAUGAACCAGAGAACAUUUAUCGGAAUGUCGAUGCUGCUAAACCGUCAGUAAUGUUUCUUCACUCAUAUAAUGAGAGUCCUUUUAAUAUAACUAUCAGAGCUGUUAUUGGAGCUUAUUUGGAACGAGGAACAGAUAAUGUUUUGCUAUUAGACUGGACUGACUUGGCCAGCAGGCCUUACUGGCCACUAUUACCAAAAUUAAAAGACAUAUCUAGAUUUAUAAAAAAUUUUUACAUUACGCAAAAUCUAUUAUCAAGAUCAAUAUUCGAUAUUUUCACAAAUAAUAAUGUAGACUCUCAAUUACAAAUUAUAAAAGAAGAAAACGAUAAAAUAACUGCGGGAAUAAAAAUAAAAAUUUAUACUGGAUAUAAUCUAGAGUUAGCUACGACUACCGAUAUUCCAAUUAACGAGCCAGAAAUAAUUUAUCAUUAUAUUGAUAAUACUAAACCAUUGGUAAUAAUAAUCGCAAACACACUCGAUAGACUGAUCAAAUUGGGAUUGGAUCUAGAUACUUUCCAUCUUAUCGGUCAUUCUAUGGGAGCUCAAAUGGCUGGAUUCGUCGGCAAAUAUUCUAAAUACACUUUACCUCGUAUUACAGGACUAGAUCCUGCGGGUCCGGGGUUCUACUUCACAACAGCUGAACACAUUAAUGAUAAGAGCGCAAAAUUCGUUGAUAUUUUACAUACUGACGGUGGAUUUUAUGGCGCUUUGGAAAAUACUGAUUUAUGUAAUCACUGGAGAUCCUGGAGAAUUUACGCAGAAAGUAUAAAAGAUCCUUAUGCAUUCCCCGCUGUUAAAUGUCCGUCUUACCGUGAUUACUCAGAAGGCAAUUGCAAAAACAACGACGUU
This is a messenger RNA of Cotesia congregata, 903 nucleotides long. Lineage: Eukaryota; Metazoa; Arthropoda; Insecta; Hymenoptera; Braconidae. The record is from the annotation of a GenBank genome assembly.